Oryzias melastigma (Indian medaka) is the source of this 3991-nucleotide messenger RNA. RefSeq names its product capping protein regulator and myosin 1 linker 3 (gene carmil3). Gene Ontology annotation, biological process: regulation of Arp2/3 complex-mediated actin nucleation; cell migration. The record is from RefSeq and is a predicted model, not a curated record. The transcript is spliced from 36 exons. NCBI's taxonomy places the organism in Eukaryota, Metazoa, Chordata, Actinopteri, Beloniformes, Adrianichthyidae. Gene Ontology annotation, cellular component: lamellipodium; plasma membrane. Gene Ontology annotation, molecular function: protein binding. The annotation marks the transcript as partial.
CUCUAGUCGGACGCGCACGUUGGAUUUCGCCAGUGCGCACCACGGCGUCGCUCCGCGCCACACCGAGCCGACGGCUGCUCCUCUGCUCCGCAUGUGGGAGCUGCAGGCGCGGACUCUGGGACAUCCGAAGUGACUGACAUCGGUCUGAGGAGGAUAUUUAUUUUAUUUUAUUUUAAAGAGCGGGAGAACAGGGAGGAGGAAGCGCGCCAUGGCUGCAAAAGAGACCGCAGCUGCGGGGUUCGUCAGCGUCAGCAAGGAAAUCACAGAGAGCAUCCGGAAGGUUCUGGAUAAGCAGGCCGUAAAGUUUGUGCGUGCCAUCAAGCAGGAGACGAGGAGCGGCAAGUCUGAGGAUCGAAUUCUGGUCCUGGCAACAUGGAGGCUGUAUCUCUUUGCUGUCAAAGUGCCCACCAAGGUGGAGGUAACCUUCAACUUCUUGGAAAUCAGGGCAAUGAACACCUACCCAGAACACCAGGUCGUCAUCGACACAGACAAGACCACGUUCUCGCUGAGGCUGCAGACGCAGGACCAGCUGGAUCAUGUGGUCAGCCACAUCAACUACGCUCUCUCCCGGGUCUUCCACAACUCAAUUUAUGCUCCUCCUAUUUGCAGAGCAGAGGGAGAUCUACCUGACGGGAGCCACAAGUUUUCUCCAAACUCCGAAUCUCCUUUAGAGCCUCCUAAAACAUGCGGUGGGUUUUCGGAGACGUAUGCUGCUCUCUGUGACUACAACGGAAUUGGCUGCAAAGAAGAAGUGCAGUGGGAUGUCGACACCAUCUACCAUUCUCAGGACAACAGAGAGUUCAACCUGCUGGAUUUCAGCCACUUGGAUAGCAGGGACUUGGCAGUGAUCGUGGCAGCCAUUGCAUACAACACCUGGUUCACCAAGCUGUACUGCAAAGACAUGCGCUUGGGAUCAGAGGUGGUGGAACAGGUUCUGCACACAAUUAGCAAGUCCAACAGUUUGGAGGAGCUCACACUGGAGAAUGCAGGACUCAAAUCGGACUUUCCACAGAAGAUGGCGUCGGCGUUGUCAGAGAACCCAGCCUCUGUGAUUCACUCUCUCAACUUGGCUUACAACACAUUAGACAACCAAGGUGUCUCCAACCUGAUUCAACAGGUCUGCCGCCUCAAUAAGGGCCUGCGGCUCCUUAACCUCUCAAAGACCUCCCUCUCCUCAAAAGGUGUUGUGUCUUUGUCUCAGGCUUUAUGUUCCAGUGAUGACUAUUCAAACUCCCUGCUGCAUCUGGACAUCAGUAAAAACCCUGGAGUUCUGUCUGGAGAGGAUGCUACAAACCUGUAUCUAUUCUUGGCUCAGCCCAACUGUUUGGUACAUUUGGACCUGUCUGGGACCGACUGCACAGUGGACUCGCUGUUUGGGGCCUUGCUGCGAGGCUGCUGCGCUGACCUCUCCUACCUGAAUCUCUCCAAGAACUCCUUCUCUCACAGGAAGGCGAGAGACUCUCUACCAACGUUCCGCCAGUUCUUCAGUUCGGCAUUCAGCCUGACCCAUGUUAGCCUGGCCUCUAUGAAGGUCCCUCCUGAUUCACUAAGGGCUCUGUUCCUGGGUCUGUCCAAUAACCCUCAUAUCUCCGAUUUACACCUGGACAUCAGCAGCUGUGAGCUCAGGUCAGCGGGUGCUGGGGUGAUUCAAGAGCUGUUUCCUCGGGUUUCAUGCGUGGGAACGUUAGACAUCUCCGAUAAUGGUUUGGAUGCUGAUUUGCUGGCUGUCAUCCCGGCGCUGUGCCGACACCCUUCCCUCAAACAUCUGAUGUUGGGGAAGAACUUCAACAUCAAGGGCAGGGUGCUGGAUGAAAUUCUGCAGAAACUGGUUCAUUUGGUGCAAGAGGAAGAGUGUGCUUUGCAGUCACUCUCCCUUGCUGACUCGAGGCUUCGCCAGCGGGGCACCGUACUGGUCAAUGCCCUGGGCUCCAACGCCUGCCUACGGAAAGUGGACCUCAGUGGGAACUAUCUGGAGGACUCGGGUGCAAAGAUGCUCAGUAAAGCUCUGCAAAUCAACACCACACUAAGAAGUGUGACGUGGGAUCGCAAUAACACCACCGCAACAGGAUUCCAAGAUGUGGCGAGGGCGCUGGAGCACAACUUUACCCUCCAAUACAUGCCCCUCCCCCUCGGUGACAUAACUCAGGCAUACCGCAGCGCACCAGAAAAGAUGGAACAAGCCCUGGCCAAGAUUCAGCGUGCCCUGCUCCGGAACAACCAGACUCAGCGAUUCUCCCAGAAACAGGCUUUCAGGCUGCACCAAGGUCUCGUCACUAGCACUGCUGAACAAGUGAUGGAGCGUCUGUGCAUUCGAGUGCAGCAGCAGGUUUGUGUCCUGAAAGGCUGUGAGGAAGAGGAGGAGGUCCAGACGGCCAGACAAAUACUCAAGGAGGCCAGGAACUCCAGAGCUCUGUACCCGUCUCUGUGCGAGCUGGCCCAUGUGCUGUCAGUGGACGGACCUGUCAAGCAGCGCCUGGACACUCUGGCUGGGGAAUUGGCCAAAGCUGCAGACAAAGAGCUGCAGGUGGUUGUGGACUCCAUGGUGUCUCUGUGUCGGGAGCUGUGUCCCAUGUCCUGCCUGGCUGCCGAGAGGCUGAGUCCUCCUCUGUCCUCCAUCUCCGAGCAGGUUUCCAUCCCUCGCUCUGCCAUUCGCAACGCCCUGAUGGAGCGAGCCGCCGAGGACAUCAACAGAGCCCUGGAAGAGGUGAAGCUGUCUGUGGUCUCCUAUCUGACCAACUCCAUCGUGGACCAGAUUCUCCAAGAGCUGUAUAACACUCAUAAAACACUGCUGCGGCAGGUGUCUCAGGCGAAGCGCUGGGACGACGUUGGGACCGGCAGACGGACUGUGAGACAGUCGAGACUAACUGAUUCUCUGGACUUCCCCGACGAUGAGUUUGGCGUCAACCUGGGAAUAGACACUAUGGCUAUCAGGAAGCGGAGCUCCAGAACCAGAAGAAUCCGUCCUGUUUCCACCAGACUGAGUUUAGGUGACGAGGCCUGUCCCUCCCCAACGCCCUCAGCACCUCCACACUCCGUCUCUUUGGCUCACUCGGCAUCCUGGGAGUGUCUCUCCACCCUCCCCACCAACGGCUCCCCCUUACGGCACGUGACCCACGUCAGGCCACGCCCACCUCGCCGCCACAGAGCCCUCAACGUUCCUCCCGAAUCCCACUGCUCUGAGAAUGGAGAAGUGAGCAUGCUGGAAGAUGGACUUCCUGAUUUCUACAGCAAGAGGGUUCUACCUGACAGUCAGCUAUCAUCCCUCCAUCAGGCCCAGUCGCUGAGGAGGAAGAAGAGACGCAGCAUGCUGUCCAUCUUCUCCGGCUUCCGCAAGAACCGCAACUCCACCAUUUCUUACCAGGACUCUGAUGGAGCAUCAGAGAACGUCUAUUCUAUGAUCCAGCACCCUAAGGACACUGUGAGGCCGGAGAGCGCCGUUCCAGGAGCAAACGGGAACAUGCCGUCCCCACGGCCGUCCUCAGGUGUACCUGCUCAAGGAUUAAGGGCUGCCAGCCCCCCCUGUCUGAUCCAAAGACAGUCUGCAGAUCUGGUCAGCAUGGUGUACAGCUGCAUUGGAGCGGAGAUCGAGGACUCAGACGGCAGCAGCACGGGCGACAUCCGAUCAGACCUCGACGCCGACAGAUCCAUCACGCUCUCAGACACCCCGAUUAUGAGUCGGACCAACGGACACCUGGUGUCUCCCAGACAGCAGACGGAGACGGGCAGGCAGGAGAGGAUAGUCCCCCUGACGGACUGCGGGAUAGAGGCGGAGGAGGACGUGUACACUGCUGCUGGUGGUGGCAGCGAAACUCCCUGUGGACCGAGGCCUGAGCCGCCUCCACAGAGCAGCAAACCCAGUUUGGCUGUAAUGAGGCAGAGACACCUGCAGGAGCGCCUGGAGGAGGCGGGAAGGCUGGAGGGACAAAACCAAAAGGAGAGAACAUACGAGGAGAAGCAGAGGGGGAGGGGACCGGAGGGACAGCGUCCUCUG